AUGGACGUUGUUACUACAUCAUUGACAGAUCGUUUUGAACUUUUAAAGAUCCAUGUUGAUUUAUGGAAUUUUUUGUACGAUUUAAAAAAUGCACCCGUAAAUGAAAGUGAAUUAUUAAAACAUUGUAUGGAUCUACACAAUCACCUCAAAGAUGGAUCUGACUCUGAUAUUGAUGGUGUCGAAUUAUGCACAGAGAUUCUGAACAUUAAGCAAUUAUUAAUUUCUUGUUUGGACAUAAGUUCACCUCUUAAUAUUCUUCAAUACAUUUUUGACUAUGAACUCCAAGACAUAUUUCCAAAUCUUUGGAUUUCAUUAAGAUUAUUAUUGACGUUAUCAGUGACAGUAGCUAGUGGUGAGCGGAGUUUCUCCAAAUUAAAACUCAUAAAAACAUACUUACGAUCUACUAUGGCUAAUGAACGUUUGGUCUCAUUAUCGGUGUUAUCCAUAGAAAACGAAAUAGCUGCGGAAAUCGAUUUUUCUACAAUUACACAAAGUUUUGCGGAGAGAAAAUCAAGAAAAGUGUGGAUCGAUAAGAAAUUUAAAUAA
Molecule: messenger RNA, 546 nt
Organism: Metopolophium dirhodum (rose-grain aphid)
Lineage: Eukaryota; Metazoa; Arthropoda; Insecta; Hemiptera; Aphididae
Exons: 1
Coding region: 1-546 (181 amino acids)
Molecular function (GO): protein dimerization activity
Source: RefSeq, a predicted model, not a curated record